Cheilinus undulatus (humphead wrasse) is the source of this 5529-nucleotide messenger RNA. RefSeq names its product O-linked N-acetylglucosamine (GlcNAc) transferase, tandem duplicate 1 (gene ogt.1). The coding region runs from base 1921 to 4551 and encodes 876 amino acids. Gene Ontology annotation, molecular function: protein N-acetylglucosaminyltransferase activity; protein binding. The record is from RefSeq and is a predicted model, not a curated record. Gene Ontology annotation, biological process: protein O-linked glycosylation. NCBI's taxonomy places the organism in Eukaryota, Metazoa, Chordata, Actinopteri, Labriformes, Labridae. The transcript has 19 exons.
UUUUUUUUUUUUUUUUUUUUUUUUUUCUUUUUUCCCCUUUUCUGAAUUUUUGUUUUUAGUGCCCUUCUCCCAAAGGGUCAUAGAUGGUGUUCCUAUUCCCCCUUUUGAGAUUUUUCAGUCAAUUCAAGUCCUUUCCUUCAACCCUCUGGGCCAAGUGAAGGUAGCUUUUUCUCUUUUUUCAGAUUUGUAGUGAGCCUCUCAGCCCUAACUUAUUAAAGCUCUUUGAAAGUAUUGGACUCAAUGUAGGUUUUCUGUAUUUUUUUUAAAUUUAAAGUACAAAAAAAUCUCUAUUAAUUACUUUUUGACGGCUUCAUGAAUAUACAUUUUUUACAUUUAGUUUGCUUAUUACAUUUUUCUCCAUUAUAUAUCAGUCUUAGUCCUAAUGUCCUUUGUGUUACCUUGACCUUUUUACCAGAGGUCAGCCCUUCCCCUUUCAGGAAGAAAGGCUGGAGUUUAUUCUGUGAAAAAAAAUUUUUGUAGUCAUUAUUGGACCUUGACCCUUGCAUUUUCAUAUAGUUGACUUUGGAGGGAAAAUGCUGGCUCGGUCUUUGAGGAAUAUAUGAACUGAUGAGACACUAGUUAAUAUUUUCAGUGCAAAAGAUAAGAUGGUUUCUAACCUAACCACUGUACUCCAGUAUUAUUGAUGAGUGCCCAAUGAGAAGCUUUAGGUGUCAGUUUACUGUCAGUACAGUUACUGCUGGUGUGGGUGUUGUUUUUUUCCCCCUUGUAACUUUAUAACUUUGCCCAUUUUGGAGAGGGUUCCCUGGGUUGGGGUAAUCUGGAGAUGUGGAGUUGUCCCACUGGUUACAGGCCAUCUUAUUUUGUGCUUUGGGGGGUUAAGGAGUGGGGAGGAGCAUCAGGGAGUCACAAUCUCCCCUGCUCUGUCGCUCCACCCCCCGCGCGCUUGCUGAGGAUUGGUGGAGUGUGCGCGCUCAGAGCUGUCUUCCUGACCUUUCAGUGAUGAACAAUUAGUGCCUAAACAUAGCUAGACAAGACUUUCAUAAACUUUUACCAAGUUAGUCUUUUUACUGCUGUAAAUGAUAAAUACAAUGCUAAGUGGUUAUCUAUUCUGAUAUCCACUGCCGUUUUUAAUAACAUGCUAAACUGUGAAGGGUCCAGAUACUUCGUUAAGUGCCUUAAAGUGGUCCAAGCUGUGUCAGGCAGACAGCUCACAUUCUGCACUCCACCGCCUGCGUCAGAUGCUGGGUUAGAAAGACAGAUGCACGCGCAGCAACAGCGAUGACCUCUUUAUUUCAGAGCUGUGGAGGCUUCUAGAUACAAAUAAUUACACCACAGACUUCUCUCCCUAUUUCAUUGGCCAGGAUUCAAGAAAGCAGGCCAGGAUAAAGAAAUCAAAGCUUUAAACUAUUUCAUGAAAAUGUUAAAAAGAAAACAAAAGUAAUGAUUGAUACUUCUUACCUUUUCUUGUAAAGAUGUAAUAUUAUUCCCAAAGAAAUGGGAUCAGUUCAUUUGGGCAAGAUCAAGCCAGUAACUGCCCUCCUGUAGUUUGAUAUGAAAACUGGAUUAAAGGACAUCUAUAUCUAGUUAAUAAACUGAACAAAUCAAAGCCUUUCUUCCCUCCCACUCACCCAUAGAACUUUUUUUUCGUUUUCUCUAAAAUGAAAAAUUCAUUGCAUGAAUGAAAACCAAGGCUAUUUUUAUGUAUUUUGUGAUUUGGAAGAGCCUGUAUUAUUUCCAUAAUAAGAAAAGAAUGUAUUGUUUGAGAACUCUUACUAACGAUCUUGUUUUCUGAUUUUGUCUCUUUUGGUUUUUCCACAACUGAUAUUGUUAUUUAGAAGGUUUCAGGUGGGUGACACUAUUCCUGCGUAGGUGCCUGGCGGAAAGGAACACUAGGGCAGCCUCAGUCCUCUCCUCUUCUUCCAGCCAGCUGCGGCCACCACUCUGACAAAGUCCAAAAAUAUGGCUUGUUACCUGAAAGCCAUUGAGACUCAACCCAACUUUGCAGUGGCUUGGAGCAACCUGGGCUGUGUGUUUAAUGCCCAGGGAGAGAUAUGGCUGGCCAUACAUCAUUUCGAAAAGGCAGUGACUCUGGACCCAAACUUCCUUGAUGCAUACAUCAAUUUAGGAAAUGUUUUGAAGGAAGCUCGCAUCUUUGACAGAGCUGUGGCUGGAUAUCUGAGAGCCCUGAGUCUAAGCCCCAACCAUGCAGUUGUCCAUGGAAACCUGGCCUGUGUCUACUAUGAACAAGGCCUUAUUGACCUUGCUAUUGACACCUACCGUCGCGCUAUUGAGUUGCAGCCCCAUUUCCCUGAUGCCUACUGCAACUUGGCAAAUGCCCUGAAAGAGAAAGGCAAUGUAUCUGAAGCAGAAGAAUGCUACAACACAGCCUUGCGUUUGUGUCCAACCCAUGCAGACUCCCUUAACAACUUGGCCAAUAUCAAGCGUGAGCAGGGCAAUAUUGAGGAAGCAGUUCAGCUCUAUAGAAAAGCUCUGGAGGUGUUCCCAGAGUUUGCAGCAGCUCAUUCCAACCUGGCCAGUGUUCUUCAGCAGCAAGGCAAACUCCAGGAGGCCCUUAUGCACUACAAGGAGGCCAUCAGAAUCAGUCCCACAUUUGCUGAUGCCUACUCAAACAUGGGCAAUACACUAAAGGAAAUGCAAGAUGUACAGGGAGCACUCCAGUGCUACACUCGUGCCAUCCAGAUCAACCCUGCCUUUGCUGAUGCUCACAGCAAUUUGGCCUCAAUUCACAAGGAUUCUGGAAACAUCCCAGAAGCCAUUGCAUCAUACCGUACAGCCUUGAAACUCAAGCCUGACUUCCCUGAUGCUUAUUGCAACCUGGCCCAUUGCCUACAGAUUGUAUGUGAUUGGACAGACUAUGAUGAGCGGAUGAAGAAACUUGUGAGCAUUGUUGCAGACCAGCUGGACAAGAACCGUUUGCCUUCAGUGCAUCCUCACCACAGCAUGCUGUACCCACUCUCUCAUGGCUUCCGCAAGGCUAUUGCUGAACGCCAUGGGAACCUUUGCCUGGAUAAGGUACACGCAAUGAUCAAAAUUAAUGCGCUGCACAAGCCUGCUUUUGAGCAUCCCAAAGAUCUGAAAGCCAGCAGUGGGCGUCUGCGCAUUGGCUACGUCAGCUCUGACUUUGGCAACCACCCUACUUCCCACCUGAUGCAGUCCAUUCCUGGAAUGCACAAUCCAGAGAAAUUUGAGGUGUUCUGCUAUGCGCUUAGCCCUGAUGAUAGCACCAACUUCCGUGUGAAGGUAGUAGCUGAGGCUCAUCACUUCACAGACCUCUCACAGAUUCCUUGCAAUGGUAAGGCAGCUGACCGUAUUCAUCAGGAUGGAGUCCACAUUCUGGUCAACAUGAACGGAUACACUAAGGGAGCCCGAAAUGAGCUUUUUGCCCUCCGACCCGCUCCUAUUCAGGCCAUGUGGCUUGGUUACCCUGGAACCAGUGGGGCUCCCUUCAUGGACUACAUCAUCACUGACAAAGAGACAUCUCCUCUAGAAGUAGCCGAGCAGUAUUCUGAGAAACUGGCCUACAUGCCCAACACUUUCUUCAUUGGAGACCAUGCCAACAUGUUCCCUCACCUAAAGAAAAAGGCAGUGAUUGAUUUCAAGUCAAAUGGACACAUCUUUGACAACCGCAUUGUUCUUAAUGGUAUUGAUCUGAAGGCCUUCUUGGACAGUCUGCCAGAUGUGAAAGUGAUAAAGAUGAAGUGUGACAACAACCAGGAAGCUACUGGGGACUCCAACGGAGCCCUGUCCAUGCCUGUGAUCCCAAUGAACACAGCAGCUGAAGCAAUCAUUAACAUGAUCAACCAAGGCCAAAUACAGGUCACAAUCAAUGGCUUCACUGUCAGCAAUGGCCUGGCCACCACACAGAUCAACAACAAAGCAGCCACUGGAGAGGAGGUGCCACGGACUAUUGUGGUGACAACGCGCUCCCAGUAUGGUCUGCCGGAGGACUCCAUUGUCUAUUGUAACUUCAACCAACUCUACAAAAUUGACCCCCCUACUCUUCAGAUGUGGGCCAACAUUCUGAAGCGUGUGCCCAACAGUGUGUUGUGGCUUCUUCGUUUCCCUGCUGUGGGUGAACCAAACAUCCAGCAGUAUGCUCAGAACAUGGGUUUGCCUGGCUCUCGCAUCAUCUUCUCUCCUGUGGCCCCUAAGGAGGAGCAUGUUAGGAGGGGCCAGCUGGCUGAUGUGUGCCUGGACACCCCUCUAUGCAACGGUCACACUACAGGCAUGGACGUGCUCUGGGCUGGAACACCCAUGGUCACCAUGCCAGGUGAGACCCUUGCCUCCCGCGUGGCCGCCUCGCAGCUUAGCUGUCUGGGCUGCCCUGAGCUGAUAGCCCAGAGUCGCCAGGACUAUGAGGACAUUGCAGUCAAACUGGGCUCUGACAUGGAAUACCUGAAGAUGGUGAGGGCGCGUGUUUGGAAGCAGCGGAUCUGCAGCCCUCUUUUCAACACCAAGCAGUACACAAUGGACUUGGAGAGGCUCUAUCUGCAGAUGUGGGAUCACCAUAGCAAUGGCAGCAAGCCAGAGCACCUGGUCCAAAUCAUAGAGGCCAGUGACAAUGCCUGAACACAAAGCACGCAAAGUUAUCCCCCCUUCUACCCAAACCACAUCCAGUCAUCCUCGUUUGUUUUUUUAUUUUAAACCAUUUUCUGCACCAGUCUGGAAUGAUCAGUUUUCUCACCAGCCCUCUCCCCAAAUGAUCAUCUACAUCACUCCCAUUUAAUGGAACUCUUUGUAUGUGAAGGAGCCAACAGAUGUACACAUUUGUCCCACCACUCUCUCUAGUGCAGCAUGCACUUGCAUUUCAUGAGCCUAAGAUAGAGCUCAAGUCUUUCAGGCUGAUCAUCUGAGAUUCUUGUUCUUCAACAGUAUAAUUGGGGAGCAUGAGAGGAUUGUGAAUACCCUGCUUACCCCUUCACUUUUUGGAUUGUGGGUUUCUUUGUUUUCUCUCAUCAGUGUGCAUAUGAGACUUGCAGCAGCUUUUGGAGAGAAUGCCCAGUCACUACUUGUUGAUCUAUUUAUAAAUGGAUUAAGAGUGUUGUUUUAAAAGGACAAUGUUGCACCUUGAAAAUUGUAUCUGACUUUGAGUUUCAUCAGCUUUAACAUGCAAAUGUAAAACAUAGGUUGCAACAGCUCUUUAGUUUGUCUUAAGCUGUCAUUAAAUUACUGCAAUGAUUAGAUGUGCAAAUUCUGAGGAAGAUGGUCUAAAUCCCCUUCACCAAAUGCCAACUUUUAUGGAUUGUGUUGUCAAUCAAGGAAAAUGUACAGUAUCUGUCGUCCUGUUCGAUGUCACUCUAAGCUUGUAAAAAUGAUUGGACAGAGCUGGACAAAGAAGCUUCAGUUGUUGGAAAGGGCCUAUAUUUCAGUUUAGAUGUCAGAGCUGUUCACGAAAAUGAAUCUUGUUUUUUAAUCACCCUAACCGGGAACGGCGUAGGUAAGUAUUUUCUAUGCGUUUUUCUUUUUGUAUUGUCCUUUAACUGUAUGCUGUCAAUGAUGCCACAGGGCUCCAGAUAUUAUAAAUAAUAAAGAGAUGGCAAAACUCUG